Messenger RNA from Funneliformis geosporum, 262 nucleotides. NCBI's taxonomy places the organism in Eukaryota, Fungi, Glomeromycota, Glomeromycetes, Glomerales, Glomeraceae. The record is from the annotation of a GenBank genome assembly.
AUGGAAAAUGAUGUACUUGAAUCUGCAUUUACAAAAACUUGUGAAGUUAAGGCAAAUGAUGAUGAUCUUCAACCAAAACAAAUUUCUGAAGAUAUGCCUAAUGUAGGAUAUAUUUAUGAAAAAUUAUAUGAUGAGACUGAGGAUUAUGAUUGGAAUAAUAAAAUUCCAGCUGCACUUAAAAAUCUAAAGUUAGAUAUUAAAAAAAAAUAUGUAAGCGAGGUUAUUGCUGACGUAGCAGAAAAAGAUAUAUAUCAUGCCGGAU